UGAUUUACUUGAAACACCAGCUGAGGCGAGGAAUGGGAGGCGGCAAGAGAGAGUAUAUAUUCAGGACCUGAGCAUCCAGAGCACAUAGGCUGACAGGCUGCCUGCCCACCUCUGCUUCCUCCAGGAUCACAGGAGUUCCAGACCACAGCAAGCCACCAUGAUUUCACUCGGUGAAGCAAUCACCCACUUUGCAGUUGAUCUGUUCCAACAGAUCAGACAAUCAAAGGAGGAAAAUAUCUUCUAUUCCCCUUUCAGUAUCACGUCAGCCUUAGCCAUGACUUCCUUAGGGGCCCAAGGACAAACUGCAUCAGAAAUUGAGAAGGUCCUUCACUUUAAUGGAAUCACAGGGAGCACAAGAGGAGGCGCUACAAACGAUCCCGUUGAAAAGUCAGGAAAUGUUCAUCAUCAAUUUCAAAACCUUCUGACUGAGUUAAAGAAACCCACGGAUGCCUACGAACUAAAGGUCGCCAAUAGGCUCUAUGCAGAAAAGGAGUUUCCAUUUCUUCAGGAAUACAUAGAUAAUGUUAAGAAAUUUUACCUGGCCAGUGCGGAAUCUGCUGAUUUUGUCCAUGCUGCAGAAAAAAGUCGAAAGAUGAUUAAUUCUUGGGUGGAAAGUCAAACUAAUGAAAAAAUCAAGGAAUUGUUUCCAGAAAACUCCAUUGACAGCUCUACCAUUCUGGUUCUGGUGAACGCAGUCUAUUUCAAAGGGAAGUGGCUCCAGGAAUUUAAGAAAGAAAAUACUGUGGAGGAAAAAUUUUGGCUGAACAAGGAUACAAGCAAAUCUGUGCAGAUGAUGAAACAAACCAGUCGUUUCAAUUUCACGGCACUGCAGAACAUGCAAGUCAAGAUUCUGGAAAUUCCAUACAAAGGCAAAGAGCUAAGCAUGGUGGUGCUGCUGCCUGAUGAAGUAGAUGGUCUGCAGAAGCUUGAAGAUCAGCUCACUGCUGAGAAGUUAAUAGAGUGGACGAGCCCACAGAAUAUGAAGGAGGGACUUGUGGAUUUACACCUACCUCGGUUCAAAGUGGAAGAGAGCUAUGACCUCAAGGACACGCUGACAGCCCUGGGGAUGGUGGCCGCCUUCAAUAGCGCAGACUUCUCGGGCAUGACCGGGACAAGAGAUCUGGUGGUGUCGAAAGUCGUCCACAAGUCCUUUGUGGAGGUGAAUGAGGAGGGCACGGAGGCCACAGCUGCUACAGGCAUAAGUAUGACAUAUUCAUCAGGGCCAUAUUAUGACAGUUUCCACUGUAACCACCCUUUCCUGUUCUUCAUCAAGCACAACAAGACCAACACCAUCCUCUUCUAUGGCAGAGUCUCUUCCCCUUAGAUGUGAUUAGCUGGCGGCUACACUUAGGGACAUUCCCAGAGUUGUUCCUGAGCGCUGAUUGCUGGAAGUAGCAGGUGCUCUUUCAUUCAUUCUCCUUUCCAGCCUCAUAGUCACCACUAAGAAUGUAAAGCUUGAAAUACCAUGUCUGUCUGUCUCUCACUUUCUACAAACAUGUGCCAUCCUACUCUAUCUCCCCAUGAUAACUCCUCUUUGGAAAAAAGGUUCACUAUAUUUUAAAAGGUUAUUUCAGCACUCUAUCUUCUACUAAGUUUGAAAUAUGAUAGUCUCUAUUUCAAAAAUUAUAUCUACUAUUCAAACCUAUUCACCUAAACACAUUUAUUUGAAUUUAGGUGGUAUGUGGGACCCUUACAUAUUUAAACUUCUUGAUUUUGUGAAAUGCAUUAUCAAUAAAACAAUGACUUAUUCAUGUCA
This is a messenger RNA of Hippopotamus amphibius kiboko, 1756 nucleotides long. Its product is annotated as serpin B3-like. Gene Ontology annotation, biological process: negative regulation of endopeptidase activity. The record is from RefSeq and is a predicted model, not a curated record. NCBI's taxonomy places the organism in Eukaryota, Metazoa, Chordata, Mammalia, Artiodactyla, Hippopotamidae. Bases 158 to 1324 code for a protein of 388 amino acids. Gene Ontology annotation, molecular function: serine-type endopeptidase inhibitor activity. The transcript is spliced from 8 exons.